AUGAAGUCGACAACUACAGUACCCCAGAAACGAAAGAAGGAAGACAGCGAUGAUGAGGAUGAUAUUGUCAAAGAUGGCAGCCUCACAUCCGCUGCUGACAAUUUCUUCGAGGCACUGUUUGAGGCCGGUAUCACAUACUGCUUCGUCAACCUAGGGAGCGACCAUCCCGCGAUGUUGGAAGCAAUGAUCAAGGCUAAGCAAGAAAACAAACCCAAUUUUCCGAGAAUCAUUACCUGCCCUUCUGAGCUAGUUGCCCUAUCAGCUGCACUGGGAUAUGCUCAAGCUACAGGGGUUCCGCAAUGCGUAAUUGUGCAUGUCGACUGCGGCACUCUUGCUAUGGGACAGUCCAUACAUAAUGCCUCCGUCAGCAGAGUUCCUGUUUUGUGCUUUGCUGGUUUGAGCCCUUUUACUCAGAAUGGCGAGUUGUUGGGUUCCAGAACUGAGUUCAUCCAUUGGCUACAAGACGUACCUGAUCAAGCAGCGAUUGUUCGACAAUACUGCAGAUACACGGGUGAAAUAAAGACCGGACGCAAUAUCAAACAAAUGGUCUCGCGAGCUUUGCAGUUUGCUACAUCUGAUCCCAAAGGUCCGGCAUAUCUAAUGGCUGCGAGAGAGGUACUCGAGGAACGUGUGGGAAAUGAAUCUCUAGACGGUGAAAUUCUCAGUUCGAUCACCCCAAGUGCAUUGCCAGAGCAAGAGGUAGAAUUGAUUGCCAAGUCGCUGAUGAGCGCAAAGCGACCGCUUGUCAUUACAAGUUAUCUUGGUCGGAAUCUCAAAGCGCCAGCCCUCUUAGCCGAACUUUGUGAUAAACUUCCAAUUACCGUCGUGGAGAUGGUCGGCUCUGACGUUUGCCUCCGGAGUGACCACGAAGCAUAUCGCGGCGUUACCGUCACUACUCAUCCGGAAGUUCUUCAAGCUGAUGUUAUUCUUAUUCUUGAUUGUGAUGUGCCCUGGAUUCCUACUGCUGGAAAGCCUCGGAGUGGGGCAAGGGUAUUCCAUCUAGAUGUCGAUCCGUUGAAGCAACAGAUGCCACUCUUUUCAAUCAAUGCCACUCGCAAGCUCAAGGUUGGCUGUGGAAUUGCGCUUGGGCAAAUCAAUGCCUUCUUGGAUAAACAGGAUAUCGACCGGGCUAAGUAUACCCUGGAGUUUGAGGAGCGGUCAACUAACUACAAAACCUGGAGGGAAACUUUACAAGCACUUGAAUCACCGUCGAAAGAUGGUGUAGUCAGUGUGCCAUAUCUGGCAUCGAGACUGCGAAAGUCUCUCCCCCAAAACACUAUUUACGUUUUGGAGGCUGUAACCAAUGCAGGACACCUCAUCCACCAUUUGAACUUGACUAAGCCGGGAAGUCUGAUUGCCAGCGGCGCAGGUGGUCUAGGAUGGGGAGGUGGUGCAGCACUGGGCGUCAAGCUAGGCAAGCCCGGCUCAUUCAUAUGUGCAAUCGUCGGCGACGGAGUCUAUCUAUUCUCGCAGAUGGAAAGCGUAUAUUGGAUCGCCAGACGCUACAAUAUCCCCUUCCUCCUCGUUGUGCUUAACAAUGGCGGAUGGAACGCACCAAAGGUGUCCGCACUUCUGGUUCACAAGGACGGGUUAUCAUCGAAGUCGAAUAGACGAGAUCUCAAUAUCUCGUUCGACCCUUCUCCCGAUUACCCCGGUAUCGCUGCUGCAGCAGGUAAGGCGUGGGGUGCGACAGUUACCACGCGAAGCGAGCUUGAUCCUGCUAUCAAACAGGCAACAGAAGUUGUUCAAAGUGGGAAAUGUGCUGUGGUUGAGGUUUCUGUUCCGUCUAUGUGGAAAGAGAACUAG
Penicillium roqueforti is the source of this 1806-nucleotide messenger RNA. RefSeq lists its product as uncharacterized. Gene Ontology annotation, biological process: L-valine biosynthetic process. Gene Ontology annotation, cellular component: mitochondrion; acetolactate synthase complex. Gene Ontology annotation, molecular function: acetolactate synthase activity; thiamine pyrophosphate binding; flavin adenine dinucleotide binding. The record is from RefSeq and is a predicted model, not a curated record. Bases 1 to 1806 code for a protein of 601 amino acids. The transcript has 14 exons. Lineage: Eukaryota; Fungi; Ascomycota; Eurotiomycetes; Eurotiales; Aspergillaceae.